GUACCGCAGCGAGGGUGUUGCGGAGUCUGCUCUGGUCGACGACACCCUCAACGGAAAUCCUCGAUCUUCGUCGUCGUCUUCCUCGAUUCUGCCUCCCGUUCAGUCAGCAUCCGCGGACACGGUCGACGCUGCGAAUCUGUCCGAUUCGAUAAAUUAUUGCGAGAAAGCGGAUAACGAAACGACAGAGAUGGGAGGCGUUCCGCACGUGGAGGGUGGACUGAACAGCGAGCUGUACGCGGUCCCUGUGAAGCGGAGGCAGCCCAAGGAUCAAAAGAACAAUGCCACUCUGCAGAACAAUGCCCAGGAGAAGCCGGCUGAGGUGGAUACCACCGAUUCUGAGGACAAAGAUGAGAAUCUGCCACCCGGAUGGCAGAAGCACGAGGACGAGAAUGGACCUUACUACUGGCACGUUAAGAGCGGAAACAUCCAGAGGGAGCCACCAGAGGCGCCGCCACACUCCAAGAGAGAGUCGCGCAGGAGCCUCAUCAAAGACAACGACAGCAUAAACAACUUCCACACCCUGAGCGGCAUGGUGAACACCGUCACCCGUAGUAACACGAGCUCGGCUUUGGAUCAGGAGUUGGAGAACAAGAGAAAAAUGGAGCUGGCUCUCAAGCGACGGAGCUAUCCCGCACGAGCAGACUCCGAGGGUAGGGACAAGCCUAUCAGAUUCGCCGUACGUUCUCUUGGGUGGACGGAAAUCGCGGAAGAGGAUCUGACGCCUGAAAGAAGCAGCAAGGCGGUCAACAAGUGUAUCGUGGACUUGUCUCUGGGUAGAAACGAUCUCUUGGAUGUGGUUGGACGGUGGGGCGAUGGCAAAGACCUGUUUAUGGACCUGGACGAAGGCGCCUUGAAGCUGAUAGACCCGGAGAAUCUCACCGUGCUCAACACACAGCCGAUUCACACGGUGAGGGUGUGGGGUGUUGGCAGAGACCAUUGCCGUGAAAGGGACUUCGCAUACGUGGCAAGAGACCGGUCGACCCGAAAACACAUGUGCCACGUGUUCCGUUGCGACAUACCGGCGCGCACAAUCGCGAACACGCUCCGCGAUAUUUGCAAGAAGAUCAUGAUCGAACGGUCGCAACACCAGAAUCUCGCGAAACCGGUAGACAUCAAUGGACGAACAAGCUUGGCCACCCGGCCGACUAACCUACCCACAGAGCAUCGACGCUUCCAUAGAAACGGACAGGCCCUAGUCACGCAAUCAUUCCCAACGCCGAUGGAAGAACCGAAGAAGGUGUUGCGAGCGCAAUAUCUCGGAUCUAUGCAGGUUUCUCAGGCAACUGGAAUGGAGGUUCUCAACGACGCGAUAGAUCACAUCGUUGCUAACACGCCUAUCAAUCAGUGGCGAAACGUGAACGUUGCCGUGGCGCCCAGUAUGAUUUCUAUCCUUACACCGAACGAGGAUAAACUUAUCACCGAGUGUCGAGUACGUUAUCUGUCGUUCCUCGGUAUCGGUCGCAACGUGAAACAGUGCGCCUUCAUAAUGCACACCGCGCAAGAUCUCUUCAUCGCACACGUCUUCAACUGCGAGCCUAGCAGCGGAGCCCUUUGCAAAACCAUCGAAGCCGCUUGCAAGCUGAGGUACCAGAAAUGCUUAGACGCACACCCGCAAGGCUUCAGAAACGCUAGCAGCCUGAACACCCCGAGUGGCAAGGGUCUUGGCGCUACCUUGAAAUCUCUGGUCGGCUCUCUGACUGGGCGUAGGAAUAAGCAGGGAACUGUGGCCGCUGCCUGCUGAGCGAGAAGUGAUCAGACACAGACAUCUGCAGUCGCCCCUGACCUUGAAAUACUUCAGCGGAUCGCCUCCGAGCGCAUCUCUCAGGUCACUCCUUUCACCCUCUCUGGACAACAGGCGUAUUCAACUGGCCCGUUGGGAGAGCAAUCCUUAAGAGGAACAGAGCCGCAGGUCAAGCCAACUCUCGAGAAAGAAGAAUGAAAGA
Messenger RNA from Eufriesea mexicana, 1943 nucleotides. RefSeq names its product protein Fe65 homolog. Gene Ontology annotation, molecular function: transcription factor binding; amyloid-beta binding. The annotation marks the transcript as partial. NCBI's taxonomy places the organism in Eukaryota, Metazoa, Arthropoda, Insecta, Hymenoptera, Apidae. The record is from RefSeq and is a predicted model, not a curated record. Gene Ontology annotation, cellular component: cytoplasm; nucleus. Gene Ontology annotation, biological process: regulation of DNA-templated transcription. The transcript has 12 exons.